ACGACCGCACGGCUGUAGUCAGUCUGCGAUCGGCGUUCGUGCUGUCGGUAUCGUCUCCGGUUCGAUCGUUGUUUCAAUGCAGCCAUAGUGAUCGAUCACUUCCUACUUACAUUCAUUCGAAUCUCACAGUGUGGUGAUGUACUUUCCCAUAAAAAUUUCAAUUCAAGUGACUUCGUGAAAAUUAUUCAUUCUUUUUCUCUCUCUCUGGAAAGUGGUUCGACGUUUAUAAGAGAUUCUAUUCGAUAUACGUUUUUAUUAUCUUAUCACGAGUGUAAAAGGAGAGAAGCAGAGAAAAAGGUGUAGUAGACCGCCUUGCGGCGAGCAUUACGCAAUCGUCGCGACCGGCAGGAAUAAUGAAGUCGAAGACGAGCGAGAGUUUUAUAGCGAGUGAAAGUAACGGGGUCAAGAAGGACCAGGAGCAUAAGCAAAAGCAACUGAAGAGAGGUAAAACGUUCUGCCAGUCUUGCAAGAAGAAGUGCAGCGGGGAGGUGCUACGAGUGCAGGACAAGUAUUUCCACAUAGGGUGUUUCAAGUGCGCUCAAUGCAACUCCAGCUUAGCGCAGGGUGGUUUCUUCGCACGCGAGGGCUCUUACUACUGCACCAAGGAUUACAGGGAACGUUGGGGGACAAAGUGUGCAGGUUGUGGGGAAUACGUCGAAGGCGACGUGGUCACCGCAGGUGACAAACAUGCCUUCCAUCCUAACUGUUUCCAUUGUCAGAGAUGCAGGCAACCUCUGCUGGGCCAAGGGACGAAGGUGUCCCUCGUUCAAGGUCAAGCUCUGUGUCAUCGAUGCGUUGGUAUCCCGGUUCGAGAGGCCUCGACGCCGGUCGGUAAUAAUUCUGCCACCAGAGGAUCCGGAGACGGGCCCUCCGACCCCGGUGCUUGUGCCGGUUGCGGAAACCAAUUACGAGAAGGUCAAGCUUUGGUCGCUCUUGAUCGACAGUGGCACGUAUGGUGCUUCAAGUGCCAUAGCUGCGACACUGUGCUCCAUGGCGAGUACAUGGGAAAAGAUGGGGUGCCUUACUGCGAGAAGGAUUACCAGAAGCAAUUCGGGGUGAAAUGUGCCUACUGCAAUCGUUACAUAAGCGGGAAAGUCUUGCAAGCCGGCGAUAAUCAUCAUUUCCAUCCAACUUGUGCCCGAUGCACCAAAUGCGGCGAUCCAUUCGGUGACGGGGAGGAAAUGUACCUACAAGGUGCAGCCAUAUGGCAUCCUCGCUGCGGACCGGGUCCCAGUGGUCCGAAUGGUAUCGUUAACGGCCACGGUGAAGCUCACACCCCUCAACAUCGUGAAUCCGAACGGAUUUCCAGCAGCGCCUCGGAAAUGCAGUUUUCAUUGCGGUCACGCACGCCAAGCCUGAACGGAUCACUCUGCAGCCCUUACAGCAGCCUCAGUCGCAAGUAUUACCCCGCACGAACCGGCAGUCCUGGACUGAUAUUGCGGGAAUACGGACGCGGACCAUCCGAGGAUGUGUCUAGGAUUUAUACGUACUCGUAUUUGACCGAAACGCCCAGCCAAGGAUACUUGAGACGUCCGAUACAGCCUUACGACAAACCUCCGACUAGCCCGCACUUUCAUAGACCUAGCUCGUCCCGUUCGAUAAGAAGCAGCGGUGGACGCAGUAGCCGAUCUGGAAUGCGAGCUCUGGUCGAUGCUCUCAGCGAGACCAGACCAAAGUCACCGGCCAGUCAAGUAGAUAAUGACGAGCCAAUAGAGUUGGCGCAUUAUCCGGACGCCAUGAAACCUCCACCCGGAGCCAAGCCACCGAUCGAAAGGGACGAUUUCCCGGCUCCGCCGUAUCCUUAUACCGAUCCAGAAAGACGUAGACGAUGGUCCGACACAUAUAAGGGUGUACCAGCGUCGGACGACGAGGACGAGGUUGACAACAAAACGUAUAUAAAAGAGGUGGAGGAGAAGCUGCAAAAGGAACAGGACGAGUUAAGUAAAAUAGACACUGGUAUAGCGAAGGUGUUCUUACACGAUCGUGAAAAGGAUCGGGAGAAUUUGAGACACAAGGCUGCUAACGUGGAUCCUAGGAAUGCCUCCAGGACACCAUCAGCUGCUAGGGAACCGACCUACAGACUGCGAUACGAGAGUCCAGUUGGUGCAUCACCAUCUAGGAAUAUAGAUCAUGCCAGACCUUGGGAGGACGACGAUGGUUUCAGUUAUAGAUCGAGCAUAGGGCCAAGUUACAACGUUGGGAGGUCAUCGGCACGUUCCCCGGCUCCCAGAAACUAUCCACCCGUUGGUACUCAACGCGCCUUCACUCUUCCAAACGCCGCUAGGCACUAUCAUUCGGUGAUUGUGAGCUCCCUUCGGCACAUCCCGAAGCCAGGGUACGGUCUGGCACCGCGAAGUCACACCUUCUCCUCGACCGGCGGUUCUGUAUCUGCUCUCCCUGGUGAUUAUUCGUACAGUGGGAUGGGAGACAAGACGCACAGCACUGAUUUCUCGUCUGGCAAAUCAGAUAUAUCAACAGGCAGCAUCACGGAUGUGGAUCGGCGGGCAUUGAAUGAUGGUGGGAUGCUGCCAUCGUCCACCACGUAUACAGGUGGGCUAGGUUCGGUAGUCGGAAGCCACGGGGGUCAUCACGUAAGGAGAUCGUUGCCAGAUAUGGGUACAGCACCAUCCGAACCACCGAAACUCUAUCCUUAUCACUUACUUGUCAUCACUAACUACAGGCUGCCAGCCGACGUGGAUCGUUGCAAUCUCGAGCGACACCUUGCCGAUGCGGAGUUCGAGGCAGUCCUCCAGUGUACCCGUGCCGAAUUCUACAGACUACCCCAGUGGCGUCGUAACGAAAUCAAAAGACGUGCCCGACUGUUCUAACCAGCAGCAUAUUCACGUUACGCGUUCUACUUAUAUAUUACCUUCAUCAUGUCGCGACUGUGUUACCGUGCUAUAGAGUGUACAUUCCUUCAGCGUGGUAGGUAUAUCAUGGAAAAGGGAACACGUGUUCAAAGAACCGACGAACCAUGGCGGUUUUCAAACGCGAACAAAUAUCACCGUGCGAUUGUCGUUGGUCACUGACGUUCACAAUGAUUCAUAGAGAAUCUUCAAGUGACACGACACGCUCGUUUACACAUACACACAGAUACACACAUUACACAGGACACGUAUAAAACCGCCGUUCAUUUACAAGAAAAUAGUAAGACAUACACACAGAUAAGCACUGCCAUUCGUCGUCAAUUUUCUUCUCUCAGCAACGAAUCCACAGGCAGCUUGAUCGUUGAUAAAAAUUCAUAUUAAAUAUUCCUGUGACUUCGGGGCGCCUUGCGGGAGAAUCUUUGCUGUUCAUAAAUGUGUUUAUUCGUUUACGCGAUUAGCAUACAAGAUUUGCUAAAAGAUGAUGAAUAAAAUGAAGGGGAAGGAACAUUUCGAAUCGGAUCGACGAUAGAGUAUAAAAGUUAUCGUUGUUAACGACAAGUGUUUCGAUUGUCAAUGAGAUAGAGUUAAAGGGGAUACAUAUAUCUGUAUAUGUACGUGGAAUCCUAUUUGGUGACCGUUUUAGAGAACGGUUUCUUCGAAGAGAGAAUUCUUCUAGCGUGUAAUUUCAAGUCUAACGACCGUGAAGAGGGGAAAAGAGAACGGGGUAGAUAGGGUAACAUUAUAAGGGUGUAGCUGUCUGAAAUUUUACCAUUUAACGGAAAACCUUUAUCGUGACUUAGAAGCUUACUCGUGGACGCGUCGACGGAGCACGCUAGAGGAAGGAAUAAAAAGAUAUUUCAAAAGCAAUUAUUAUUAAAGGACAUAUGGUAAUACUCGUAAUGCACGUGCGUUGUUGUAAAUAAAAAAAAAAAAAAGA
This is a messenger RNA of Osmia lignaria (orchard mason bee), 3804 nucleotides long. RefSeq names its product actin binding LIM protein Uncoordinated 115a (gene Unc-115a). The record is from RefSeq and is a predicted model, not a curated record. Gene Ontology annotation, cellular component: actin cytoskeleton. Gene Ontology annotation, biological process: lamellipodium assembly; cytoskeleton organization. NCBI's taxonomy places the organism in Eukaryota, Metazoa, Arthropoda, Insecta, Hymenoptera, Megachilidae. Gene Ontology annotation, molecular function: actin filament binding.